Messenger RNA from Bombina bombina (fire-bellied toad), 7835 nucleotides. RefSeq names its product KIAA1217 ortholog. Bases 186 to 6035 code for a protein of 1949 amino acids. The record is from RefSeq and is a predicted model, not a curated record. The transcript is spliced from 21 exons. Gene Ontology annotation, cellular component: cytoplasm. NCBI's taxonomy places the organism in Eukaryota, Metazoa, Chordata, Amphibia, Anura, Bombinatoridae.
CAAGUCUCCCAGCCCUCCGAAAGACCUUCAUUUCAAGCGGUUGUGAUAGGACACAGUGGAAUGCUGUUUAUUAUUAUCAUAAUCCCUCUCUGAUUUUAUUUUUUAUUUUUAUAAUCCCUUGCUGAUUUUAUUUGCAAUGACUGUUAGAAAAGUUUUGUAGAAACCUUUAGCUGUUGCUAGAGACUAUGGAGAAACAUAAAUCCUUCCAUUCUGGAAACUGCCUGGCGUUUCUAGAUAGCUCUCAAGUGAAGGACCAAACAAAAAGUAGCAUGCAUGGGUCAUCAUUAGAAGACGCAGAAUGUCACCAGUCAAAAGAGAAUCUUCCUAAUGGAAACCUACAACCCAAAUCUGGGCGGAAUAUUCCCAGGAGACACACUGUAGGAGGCCCUAGAAGUUCUAAGGAAAUUUUGGGAAUGCAGAGCUCUGAUAUGGACAGAAAGAGAGAAGCAUUUCUGGAACAUCUGAAAUACAAAUACCCUCAUCAUGCAACUGCAAUCAUGGGUCACCAGGAACGACUGAGGGAUCAGGCUGUGCGAUGCAUGCUGGCCUCACUUCACUCCGAACUUGACAUUCAAAGGUACUUGAUGAAAAUUGAAUCCUCUCAGAGAACAAAAAGUCCAAAACUCUCCUCAAGCCCACAGCCAAGUCUGGUAGACCAGACGGAACAUCUUUCUGAGGCAUCUGCAGAUUCUGGAGACGCAAUGUUUGAAGGAGAAGCUACAGGGCCUUUUGUCAGGGGCAGCCGUACAAGAGCCAGCCUUCCAGUUGUGAGAUCAACCAAUCAAACAAAAGAGAGAUCAUUAGGUGUGCUGUUCUUGCAGUAUGGCGAAGACACAAAAAAGCUACAGAUGCCCAAUGAAAUUACGGGUGUAGACACAAUACGUGCCCUCUUUGUAAGUGCCUUCCCCCAACAGCUGACCAUGAAAAUACUGGAGUCUCCCAGUACUGCCAUUUAUAUCAAGGAUGAGGGAAGAAAUAUCUACUAUGAAUUAAGUGAUGUACGGAACAUUCAGGAUAGAUCCUUCCUCAAAGUUUACAAUAAAGACCCUGCUCAUGUGUUUAACCACACUCCCAGGACUGUCAAUGGAGACAUAAGGAUGCAAAGAGAUACUUCAUACCAAGGUCGAGAUGGCCCAGCAGUCCAUAGACCUGGGUCUGCAACAUAUUCAUCACAUGGAGGUCCAAUAUCUCCACCUCCUACACCUGUAUCCCACUCCAUGCCACCUUCUCCAUCACGGAUUCCUUAUGGAGGAAAUCGCCCAACAGUGGUGCAAAGCAAUACUACAAUGCCAAGGGAAAGGAUUCCAAGCUUGCCAGCUUCUAGGUCCAUAUCACCCAGCCCCAGUGCCAUUUUGGAAAGGAGGGACGUGAAACCUGAUGAGGAUAUAAGCAACAAAAAUGUGCAGCUGUUACGGAAUGAUGGCAUGUAUGCCGAGCCUUACUUGUAUCAUGAAGGACGGAUGAGUGUAGCUUCAUCACACGGAGGACAUCCACUUGAUGUUCCUGAUCAUCUUCUCACUUACCACAGGGCUGCUAUGAGAUCUGCAAGCACUUAUUCAAACUCUUCUAUGCAAAUGGAGUUGAUGGAGCAGUCCAUGUAUAGGCAAAAGACUCGAAAGCACUCAGAAAGUCACUUGCCAGCAUACGGCUCUAAGACACCCCCUGCCUCUCCUCACAGAGUGACUGAUAUGAGGAUGAUGGACAUUCAUACACAUAAUGCUCAUGUCCCUCCUCAUGCCGUCCAAACUGAUAGAUCUUCUCCUAUCCGGCAGUCCUUUAAAAAAGACCAAGGGCCGGGUAUGUAUGUAGAAGCUAAGGUGAGGAAUACUGCAGGGAUUUUGGGAAUGGCUGACAUUAUCCCGCCAUCUCCUGAAAAACAAGUAUUUGGGGUCUAUGGAGCACCUGGAUCACCAAAACAUACUUACACAAGAGAGAGGAUGCAAGCCAUGGAGAAACAGAUAGCCAGUCUAACUGGCCUUGUACAGACUGCACUUUUCAAAGGACCCAGUCCGAAUAUCUCUAAGGAUACACAUAGUGAAAAGGUUUUAAAGACUACACAGAGCAACACUCCAAGCACAGAUGUCACAGUAAAUCAGUCCAGUGGAAAGAACUCAUUAGCUAUUGUUGAAUCUACAUCCGUCAUUAGUCACUCGCCAUCAGUUGGAGCCACAGACAUGCAAAUGAGCCUGCACGGUAUGAGGCACAACAUAUCGGAACUUCGGCUUCAACUGCACAAAAUGAGGCAACUACAGCUGCAAAACCAGGAAGUGGUGCGACUGAUGAUGAAAAAGGCAGAGAUGGAAAUCAGCAGCAAAGUGGCGGAAAUUAUCAAGAAUCAGGAGGACCCUGUGCAGCGCCAGCGAGUCCUGGUGGAACAGGAGCGCCAAAAAUACCUCCAUGAGGAGGAGCAAAUUGUUCUGAAAUUAUGUGACUUAGAGCGUUUUGUGGAAGAACUUAAAAAAGACUCUGCCUUAAACAAAGAGAUUACGCUGAAAGAUGUGGAAGAUCGAGCAUUCCUAUUGCGUCAGAUAGGAGAGGCUGUGUCCAACCUCAAAGGAGAGUUUCCUUGUCUUCAAAAUAAAAUGCGAGCUGUCCUUAGAGUGGAGGUAGAAGCUGUCAGAUUUCUGAAAGAGGAGCCUCACAAGUUAGACAGCUUAUUAAAACGAAUCCGCAACAUGACAGAUGCCCUUUCCUCCUUAAGAAGACAUGUUACUGAUGGAUCUUCAAAGAACCCUGAUUUCAAUCAGAACACCCAGUAUAUCAUCAAAGAGAAAGUGAUGGAAACCGAUGCUCUUCAGUGCCAAGAGGAGAAGGCUCACAGCUACCUUCAGACUGCACAGGUAGAUGGGGGAGCUGCAUCUGCGUUAGAGUCUCCAACAGCCUCUGUGAAGUCAGAAGUUGUGCCCUUCUCUGCUGGCGUUAAAGUUCUCCAAGUACAGAGUUCUCCUGUUCUCAUACAACAGUCUCAGCAUUCUACAGUACUACUAAACCACCCUCCUAUCUCCAGUAACCAGAGCAGUCAGCCAGCAGAUGUAGUGCUAAUCCACCAGUCUACAAGUACACCAGCCACUGUGAUACAGGACUCGUCUGUGGGUUUUCAGCAAACUACAGCUACUCAACACAAUGGCUCUACCAUGCAAAGCCUUUUUAUUGAAGAAAUUCACCAUGCAAGCUCUAGAAAUAGGACAAUGUCAAUUGAGGAAGCAGAAAGAAAAUUUGAAGAAAAACGGCAAAAUCUUGACCAUUAUAAUGGCAAAGAAUUUGAAAAGAUGCUUGAGGAAGCACAAGCAAACAUCAUGAAGUCAAUACCCAGCCUAGACAUGUCUUCACAGUCUCACAAAGCAGAAACUGUAGACAAAUUAGAAGUCACAGAAGGAGGCCCUAACUAUGAACAGGAAAUUGAUAAAAUAACGAAAUCUCCACCUCCACCCCCUCCUCGUCGACUAUAUCCACCAGGAUCAGGGAUUAGCAACGUAUGGUCCUCAGAAACUUCCUACAUACUCAAGGAGACAAGCAAGGAUUCUAAUGAGGAAUUGCUUCCGGUACUGCCACCCAAAGCACUAAAAACAGAAGAUCAGAGUUUAAAUUCAAAGUUAGCUCAAGUCAAACCCUCAAUUGUAAAGGACGAUGAGGAGGAAGAGGAGGAGGAAGGAGUAAAGAUCAUGGCAGAGCUUCAGGCUUUCCAGAAAUGUUCCCUUGUGGAUAUAAAUUCAAAAAACCAAAGUGAGCAUUCCAAAUCAGAUAAUCAGGAUAAGGAAAUCAGACCUACAGUCCUAGCUCUCCAUAAGGACAAGAAGGUUUCAGGCUCAAUUUCAAAAGAGUGUUUAAAUCCUGAAAGUCCAAAAUAUGUUGAAACCACAGAGGACAAGCGGAAAACACAAAAUGCCAUUUCUGAUUCUGCAAAAGAUAGGGAGGGUGAUUCAAAUAUAUUGAAGGAAAAAUCUACCUAUAGUUUGUUUAUAGGGAGGGAUGUGCAGAGAGAAAGUUAUUCCAAGGCACUGGAAAAUCUUCAUGGGGAAAUUCCAUCAGAGAAACACACUAGUGGACAGGAAAGGAGGAUUGUUAGCUCUAAUAUACUAAGAGAAAAAGACGAAGAAAUAAUUGAAAGUAAGAGAGAAAAUUCAAGCUUGACUCUGCUUAAUGUUUCAAAUAAUAAAAAAAAGAAUGAGGUUUUAGAAAUCCAGGAUCCCCCUAUUGUGUCCAAAACAGUACAUGAGCAAGAUGUUCCUUACUUGGAUGUAGGCCAGACUGUUGUGUUAAGACAAAAAAAUUCAAGGAAGCCAGUUAGCCACCAUGCUGAAGAUACUGAUUUGGCAUCCAAAUCUCCAAAUGAGCCAAGAUCUCCAGCUGACAAUAUAGCCUUUAUGAUAACAAAAACAGAAGUUCAGGCUUUGUCCACAGGUGAAGUCCAAGAUCUUGUGAGCAGAAGAGGAGGAGCUGUACACACUGUUAAUAUUAAUGGAGAAAAUAUGGAGCAGUCUAUUUCUGGAAACACUGGAAUGUUAGGAUCUGAAGAUCCUGCUCUUACAGACAAAAAGCCAGUUAUUAUUAUAUUUGAUGAGCCAAUGGAUAUCAGAUCAGCUUAUAAGAGACUCUCAACAAUAUUUGAGGAAUGUGAUGAUGAGUUGGAAAAUAUGAUGAUGUCCGCAGGAAAAAUUGUAGAAGAGGAAGAAGAUGAAUCCUCUGACAUAUCCCCUUCACAAGAAGAUAGGUUUGAGAUAAGUGAGAAAGACAAUGCCAAUUCAAAUUCAGAAAAUAUAGUGUUAGACAAAAAAUAUAGAUUUAACUAUCCAUCUUUAGCAGAAAUAAAAAAGACUAGGUUUGAAGACAGUGGAAUUUCCCAAUCACAUCUAACAGAUGAAGAUAAAUCAGAUGCUUCCGAGGAUCAGUUUAGUCAAAGACAGGAUAAAAAGAAGUUCAAGUUUAAGUUCCCCAAAAAGCAUCUGGCAGCUCUGACCCAAGCAAUCCGUACAGGAUCAAAAUCUGGUAAAAAGACCUUACAGGUGGUUGUCUAUGAAGAGGAAGAAGAACCAGAUGGAACUGUGAAGCACCACAAAGAAGCAAAACGAUUUGAAAUCACAAGAACUAAAAGUAGUGAAGAAGGUACAAAAUUGAGUUAUGAUCAACCAAACCAACAGGAAGAGCUCAACUUUGAGACAACUGAUCAGGUGUCAAGAACUGAUGAAAUAAGGAAAAAUACAUACCGUACCCUAGACAGCCUCGAGCAGACCAUCAAACAGCUGGAAAGUACUAUAAGUGAAAUGACUCCUAAACCAGGAGCUGAUGCUGUAGAAGCCAAAGAGGACACCAAAACAUUACUCACUGCACAAAUUAAUACUAAAGAACUAUUAAUUGCAGAUGUCACAAAACCUAUUCUUGAGUCUGCCUCAUCAGUAACUACUACAGCACGUAAGGGUUCAAACGGAGCAGCACAAACGAGCAGAAUGCCAGUACCCAUGUCUUCUAAAAGUAGACAAGGAAAUCUGGAAAAGACAAACAAACAGCCAAAACUGCAGGAGUCUCAACGUCAAUACCGACAGGCUAACGGUGGUACUAAGAAACCUGGUGGGGAUUUUAAGGCUGCUUCCCCUACUUUAUCAUCCUCUAAAAUUCCAGCCCUUUCUUCUAUCACUGGGAAAAGCAGCUCUAUGUCUUCUCAGUGUAGUGAUGUCUCUAAUUCUUCUAAUACACCUAAGUUGAAUGUUCCUGCAACUAACUCUAAUACUCAAUCUAGCCGUACUUUUAACUCACCAUCCCUUAUACGUCCCGUCCAUAACGGUUCCUCUAAACUUCAGAGCCCUACGUACGUAGGUAAAGGUCACCACCUUUCCUUCUCACUGCAGACUUCAAAUGGCAAACCAUCUCCUUCCACUGCUGCUUCUUCCUCUGCUUCUUCUCCCCCUGCUUCUGUCUCUCCCACUUCACUGACUCAAGGUAUGAAGAGCGUCCGCACCAUCCACACACCUAGCUUCACCAGCUACAAGUCACAGAACGGAAGUGCAAGCAAAGUCCCCAUCCCAAAGGAGACAUCUUAACCUGUGCAAGUUCACGAAGACUAACAUUAGUUCUACCACUGUGUGUCGCCACUGCAAUAUUUUCCAAAGUGAAUUGCUUUUUAUGUGUAGCAUAACAGACUUAUCAAUUCCAGUCAACUUUGUUGCUGUUGUAAUUAUAUGGCCUUUUACUGGCCCUAAGUUUCUGUGAGAAACUUAAAUUUAGUGUGACUGUAUAUAUUCAUAUAUUGUAUGUCUGCAUGUGUGAGAUUUAGGAAGCAUGGACGAGAGAAAAAGAGACUGAGGUCGCAUAUUUUGUAUAAAAUAUUUUUGUUAAGGCAUCUGCGAGUAGGUGUGAGGUUUUGUCCGUGAAAUUGUUAAAUAUAUAUAUAUAUAUAUAAAAAAAAAUCUUUAAUGUUGGGUUCAAUUACUGAAUUCUAUUUUUGUCCACAGCACAUCAUUGCUUUAUUGCUCUUAUUUGCCAAUAUAUUUUGAUAUGUCUGUUACCCAAAAAGCUUCAGGGUGUAAAGGCAAUACCUAUAAUGGCACUUAGUGCACUGCCAUCUAGAUAUAUUUUAAAAUAUAUAGAUAUAUAGAUACAAUGAUGUAAUCGAUUACAAACUUUUAUUUUAAAUUUGCUUAUUUAUCAGUUCCUAUUUUACAACUGCCUGUCACAUCCUCAUCAUUUUUUUACUUAGUAAGGAGAGGGCUACAGUGUGAAUAAUUACAUCCUUAAGUGUACUGUACGAAUCUUCAUGAACGUGUGUGUAUAUAUACAUUCUUUAUACUUCUACAUUUAAAAAUAUACAAUGUUCUUUAUCAAAUAAAAUCUCAUCUUUGUGCAUGGUUUUAAAUAACGGAAAAGAAGAGAUGAAAAGCUGGAAACCUGUUUGCACAGAUUUUGUAAAUUAAUGAAUUUGUAUACUAACAUAAAAUAACGCAGAUCACUUUUCAAAACUCAAAAAUAAAGUGCUGCAUGCUUAUAUUUUUGUUUUAUUUUUGUAUUUAAUAUUUAAAGCAUUUACUUAAAAAAAAAAAGACAUGUUUUGUGUGUAGAAAUGACUUUCUCCAGUUUGCUCACUGAACAUUUGGUCACAUAGUAUUUCCAUGGUAUGUAUAAUGCUGACAGAUCUUUUUUUUUUCUCACAUAAUAUGUUUGAAAAUAAUAGCGCACAUUUUAAUUAAUUAUUUAAGACUGUUGUAUGUAGAUAAAUAUUAUUAGAGGCAGCAAGGGCCAUAUUUCCCAUUUGGAAGUGUAAGGACCUUGCCUAAAAUACUGGAAUUACACUCCCCUAUGUCCCUAUUGCUUCAGAACAUCAAAUCCAGAUCGCCUAUUUUACCUAGAAGGCAGAAUUCAUCAUUCUAAAUAGAUGUAUACUCUGCAUGUAGACUUGUAAUCCAGCUUUGUUAUGAUGACAAGUAAUUAGAGAACACAAUGCACAAUAAUAUCUGGGAGAUCAGAAUAUCUGAAUAGGAUCUUGAGAAGAACUGAUCAAAUUCCAAACAUUAGUCAGAAAACCCAGUCCCAUCUCUGGUUUGAAAGUGCAGCUGUAACAGUGGUUUAUAAAUGAAGAACGAUAGACUGAACCACACUUGCCAAUUUGUUUGGUACUAUAACAAUGAGCUUAUUUCUAUCUGUAAUUAAUAAUAAAAAGUGUUCAUUUUACAAAUGUUACCCCAAUACUUUUUAGCAGAUAAUUUCUCAAUGUAAAUGUAUGCAUUGAGGUUUGUUUUUAAUAUUGUUAUUGUAUAUAUGCCUAUAACCCGAAAGAGCACAAGAACUACCACCUUCUUCUUUUAGUUUGCAAAUAUUUGUGACAAUAAAUGUUGAACUUCUUGAAA